Molecule: messenger RNA, 3763 nt
Organism: Notolabrus celidotus (New Zealand spotty)
Lineage: Eukaryota; Metazoa; Chordata; Actinopteri; Labriformes; Labridae
Gene: txndc16
Product: thioredoxin domain containing 16
Exons: 25
Coding region: 1000-3549 (849 amino acids)
Source: RefSeq, a predicted model, not a curated record
GAGGGAGAUAGACAGGCUGGCAUGGUCAUGUGUGAAACCACAGUUAGCCUGUUAGCAUGAAGGAGAUUCAUCUUGUGCUGUUUUUGCUUUCUUACAAAGAUGCACACUUUUUCAUUUGAUUGAAUCUUGCAGACAGAACCUUCACCUGGAAUGUAAAGCAAGUGGGUCAAUCAGAUAAAUGAGACCAAGCCAAGGUGGAUUGUGCAACUUAUUCAUCCCAAAACAAACAAGAAAAAGUUGUGAAUAUCCUGCAUGCCAAGGCGAAGAGGAGAGGAGCUGUGGAGGAUGGUGGCUGCUGUCCGGACGCUAUACCAGCCGUCAGAGCGCCGUUGCGUUGGAUGGAGCCGUACCAGCUUGAUGUACCCAGCUGAGGAGUGGUGGAGAGGAGACUGAAGGACAGAAAAGCAUCAAUGAGUCGUUUCAUCCAAGAGGGUCAUCAUCACUAUCAUACCGCCGAGGAUUGUCAAAGAAAUACGCUCUGGAGCUGAAACUGUGGCUGUUGAUCAUCCCUCCUGGAGCCUGGGAACAACAAAGGUUUUGAUUGGGUCUUUGCACUCUGAAGAAAACCACCACUAAGCUAGUGGGCAGCAGCUCCCAGAAGAACAGAAUGAUCCCAAAGAUGAUGUACGCUUCACCGCUGAUCUCCUGCACAUCUGCCUGCAACACACAAAAACAAUGGAUCUCAAAGCAUCUGGAACAGAGGUAAACAUUGGCAGAUGACAUCUUUGCUAUCUUGAAGAUGCAGACAGCCAGAGACACAGCACACAGUACAAAGAGACUGUCGUUGAUCAAGACCCGGGCCAGGACUGCGUGUCUGACACCCCCAUCACUGCAGACAUAUAAAGGACGAGCUGCAGCCCUGAAUUAGAGCCACAAUGCUCUUAUGCAUUCAACCCACAAGUUUGGCUGUAGUUUUGAACGUCUGUGCCUCCUGGAAGGACGAAAUUUGAACUUUAAUCCCACCUCAAUUCUCACAGAGAGCACAGCCUGUUCUCCACCAUGUGGAUGUGUGUUGCUGUUUUCCUGCUGUGGAUGAGGUCCGGAGGAUGCACAGAGAAGGCCAACACGUCAGACCUGAUUGAAUACACAGCAGCAGACUUCUAUGAGAAGUUGCAUUCUGGGAAGAUGAUGUUUAUUUAUUUUGAGCAUCAAGUCUCUCCGACCAUCUCCCUCUUCUUGGUGGAGUUGGAGAAGUCUGCUGAAGCCCUGCAGGAUUAUGGAGUACUGGUUGGCAAGGUUGACUGUAACAAGGAGCUGGUUCACACAUACUGCACAGAUGAAAAGGUGCUGAACACAGCUUUUCUCUUCAGUAACACAGCCUCCAUCUGUCUGUCUGUCAGGGGUGGAAGGGAGUUCCUGGGCUUUGAUUUGGACACUGUGUUUGACGUCAACUCCAUUGUGUCUGAAGUCCUGUUUGCCAUCCUCCGUGAAGAAGUCAAGUACGUCCACACGGACGCUGACCUCCUCGCCAUGGAGAAGGCGUCCAGAGGGAAGAAGGAUCUGGUCCUGGGUUUUGUCCGCAGUCUGGGAACUCAAGAGCACAGAUCCAUGAUGGAGACGGCGUAUGUGUAUGGAUCCAAAUACCAGUUCAUCCUCAUCACUGGAGGCCCGGUUUUAAAGCACUUGGGUGCUGAUGAGCUAUCUCACUCCUCUCAGGUGUGGUUCCUCCACUGCAGACUUCACAGUGGUCCCAGGAUCCCAGCCGUCUCUGAGCGCUGCCCUGUGACUCGUAUGAGGAAACCCCUCUCUACCCUGAGCCUCCACACCUUCCUGCAGGUUAUGGAGGCCCCAUUGGUGUCAGAAGUGUAUGAAGACCCCUCCUCAGUCCAGCCACCUCCAUUCCCCUACCAGCAGACCCCCCAGCUCUUCUUGUUCGCUCAUCCAGCAACCGAGCACCUGGACCGGGAGACGGCCACCACUCUGGCCUGGAGGCUCCGCGGCCUUGCUCUGCUGGUGCUUGUACACAGGCAGAAUCCAGCAGUAAAAACCCCACAGGAAUAUAAUGCUGCUUACAGGCUGCCAGGGAAGAGUUCAGAUGUGAAAUAUUUGACCCUACACGAUCUGGACGAGGUGCUGGAGCUCUUCACGGACCAAGAGAAAGAGGACGAGGACGAGGAAGGAGAGGAGACUGAGGGGACGGAAGAGGAGGACCAGGAGGAGGAUGCUCAUUUUGGCGAACUGGACGAUGAAAUCGCUGCUUCUGUGUAUGAAAAGCGAGGCGACUUGCCGGACGUGGACUCAAUCACCCAGCUAACCUCUGAAAACUUUGACACUGUGGUGGCUCAGAGCGGCCUGACAGUGGCGCUCUUCUACCUCAAAUGGGAUGCUGUUUCCAUGGCCUUCCUCAGCUCCUUCAUUGAAGUUGCAGAGAGACUUGAAGAUUCCGCGGUCCAGAUGAGUGCAGUCGACUGUGGCGAGUGGACCGACCUCUGUUCUGCUCAGACAGGCGGCUCCCUCCCAAUCCCGUUCCAGCCAAUCACAGCCUUCCCCACCGUCCUGGUGCUCCGGCCCCAGGAGCCAGCUCAACAUUACGGGGGCAUGCUGGGAACUGAGGAACUGCAUCGCUUCAUCACAAUGAGCAGUCAAGCCUCUCCUACGCUGCUGUCCACUCCACAGGAAGUGACAUCAUUUCUUCAGGAAGUGCCUCACCCUGACCUAACAGGCUAUAAGCCCAAUCGAGUAUUGGGACUGUUUAAGACACAAACAGACUCAGGUGUAUCACUCUUCACUGAAGCAGCAAAGUCACUGAGGGGAGAGGUGCUGACCGGAGUGCUGACAGACGAGCUGGCGGAGAAAUGGGCUGCAGAGCACAGAGUGACCCUCCCUGCUGUGUUUGUGUUCCCCAACUGGAGGACACACACUCGUCCCGCCACACUUUCGAUAACCGCUUCUGUUGAAGAGCUGCUCUCGCACAUCAAGUCUGCACUGCUGCAUCCACUGCCUGAGCUAACGGUGGAAAACCUCCCGUCCUUCCUCUCCCUGGGUAAAGCCCUCCUCCUCCUCUUUGUGGGAGAAGAGGAGGAUGAUAUCGGGCGGAGGCAGAACCAGGCUCUGGUGGAGGAGAUGAAAGGAGUGGUGGAGUUAGGCGCGUGGAGGAUGGAGCGAUACCUGGCCUGCUGGAUCCACCUGGGCCGCACUCCAGCUGGAAUGUCUGUCUUAGGAUCCUACCUGGGCUCCAUGCCCCCUCUCCCUGCUCUGGUCCUCACACAUUUGCCCUCUGGUGAUGAAAUCUAUCAGUUUCCCCCCAACACCCCCGUAACAGCCCCCUCUGUCCUGCAGUGGCUGCAGGGGGUGGAGGAUGGGAAAGAGUCACCAGCAGGGACGCUGGGUGACGACAGCUGGCCUCCUGCUCACGACUUCUACGACUUCCUGAAAGUCAUGGACAUGCAGGAACCCGACUCCGCCCAGCAGCAAACUCCUGCAGAUGAAGAUUACGUGGACGAAGACGAGGGGAAUGAGGAGGGAAAUAAUGCUGAAGAUGAAACAAUGGAUUCCUCCUCCAGGUUUCCUACUCAGGAAAACAACGCUAAUAUUCACUCUGAACUAUAACAGAGUGAAAAAGGGAAGGACAUUGACUUACCAUGCCUGGAUGUAUUUAAUGUUUAUUCUUUAUUUAAUGGGAUUUCUGUUGCUUUCCUUCACUGUUUUUUUUAAUGCCAAAUUUACAAGAAAAUGCAGUAAGACCUAUAAAGCCAUUUAACAUGAGAGGGACCAAAAGACACUGUGAACACUGGAAUAAAACAAUACACAUUUCUUACAUAAA